AGAGAGAGAGAGGAGCGGGGCGGAUCGUUGGGGAGUUUCCAGUAAAAAAAGAUUCAGCUCGCCUAACAGAAUACAGUGUCCUUCACUGAGGGACGCUCCAUGAUUAUUACGGGGGAUGGAGAUUGUCAUACUUGUUUCAUUAUUGUCUCUGUAUUGUGAUUUCACCGAUGCUGAGUGCCUGGUGGUCAGUCCUGCCAGGCUGGUGGUGAAGCAUGGAGACCCAGCCUCCUCUAACUGCAGCUCAGAUACCCCUGUAGAGAUGGGCUGGGAAGCCACCCAGGGAGGGGUUGGUCUAACAGACAAGAAGGUGAAGAUCCUACGCUGGAAGGUGGACAGUGUGACUGACUGGGAUAACAACCCUAAGUGCUUCACAGACGGAGGCCAGUGUCAGAAACUGCUGGACAUCACAGUUUAUAAGCUUCCAGACCGUGUCUCCAUCAGCUACAGGAAGUACCCUGAUCCAAUGGUUGAGGGGCAUCGGUACCUGCUGCAGUGUCUUGUCCAGAACAUCGCUCCUAUUGGGAGACUCAGGGUGACCUUCGUCAAAGUCAAUACCACUGGUGAACAGACAGAAUUAGACACACCACAGAAAUCCAAGGACAACAUCAAGACACCAGAGAAUGGGACCUACACUCUGGACUUCACCCCUGGUAGAGAUGAUGACGGGGCCCAGUUGUUGUGUUCAGCCAUGUUGGAUCUGGGACCAGAGGGACCCCAACCUCCUCCUGUUAUGAACUCAAACCGCCUCAACAUCAACGUGCACUACAAGCCUCAGAUCACUAUGAGUCCUGGAUGUUUCUCCAUGAGCAUCACGGAGGGUGACACACUAUCACUGAACUGUAGUGCAAAUGGUAACCCUGCCCCCUCGUACGAUUGGUUGCUCCCCCAAGCUGACCCCAACCCCAUGGAAGAGAGAUCCGUAGUGACCAUCACCAACAUUGCCAAGUCUCACUCUGGAGAGUACACCUGCAUCGCCAGAAACCCCCUGGGAAAAAGCACCUGUACUGUUAACGUGGAGGUCAAAGAUGCUGAGUGCCUGGUGGUCAGUCCUGCCAGGCUGGUGGUGAAGCAUGGAGACCCAGCCUCCUCUAACUGCAGCUCAGAUACCCCUGUAGAGAUGGGCUGGGAAGCCACCCAGGGAGGGACGGGUCUAAAAAACAAGAAGGUGAAGAUCCUACGCUGGAAGGUGGACAGUGUGACUGACUGGGAUAACAACCCUAAGUGCUUCACAGAAGGAGGCCAGUGUCAGAAACAGCUGGACAUCACAGUUUAUAAGCUUCCAGACCGUGUCUCCAUCAGCUACAGGAAGUACCCUGAUCCAAUGGUUGAGGGGCAUCGGUACCUGCUGCAGUGUCUUGUCCAGAACAUCGCUCCUAUUGGGAGACUCAGGGUGACCUUCGUCAAAGUCUCUACCACUGGUGAACAGACAGAAUUAGACACACCACAGAAAUCCAAGGACAACAUCAAGACACCAGAGAAUGGGACCUACACCCUGGACUUCACCCCUGGUAGAGAUGAUGACGGGGCCCAGUUGUUGUGUUCAGCCAUGUUGGAUCUGGGACCAGAGGGACCCCAACCUCCUCCUGUUAUGAACUCAAACCGCCUCAACAUCAACGUGCACUACAAGCCUCAGAUCACUAUGAGUCCUGGAUGUUUCUCCAUGAGCAUCACGGAGGGCGACACACUAUCACUUAACUGUAGUGCAAAUGGUAACCCUGCCCCCUCGUACGAUUGGUUGCUCCCCCAAGCCGACCCCAACCCCAUGGAAGAGAGAUCCGUAGUGACCAUCACCAACAUUGCCAAGUCUCACUCUGGAGAGUACACCUGCAUCGCCAUCAACCCCCUGGGAAAAAGCACCUGUACUGUUAACGUGGAGGUCAAAGUGGACUACCUGCCCAUCAUUGCAGGGCUGGCUGCAGCUGCGGUGGUGAUCCUCUUGGUUGUCUCCUGUUUCACCUACUCCUCUUACUAUAAACACAGGCGCAUGGGCCACUACCAGCUGAAAGACAUGUUGCCACGACGACACAACAACAAACACGUGGUGCAACACAACGGAAUGGACCAGUCCGUUAUGUAGAGGAGGGGUUGGGGUCAGAGCAUGUGAGCAGCGGUUGGAAAUCCUGAUGAGUGGGCGUGGCUCUCCACGUCCUUUAUGUAGAGGUGGGGUUGGAAAUACUGAUGAGUGGGCGUGGCUCUCCACGUCCUUUAUGUAGAGGAGGGGUUGGAAAUCCUGAUGAGUGGGCGUGGCUCUCCACGUCCUUUAUGUAGAGGUGGGGGUUGGAAAUCCUGAUGAGUGGGCGUGGCUCUCCACGUCCUUUAUGUAGAGGAGGGGGUUGGAAAUCCUGAUGAGUGGGCGUGGCUCUCCACGUCCUUUAUGUAGAGGUGGGGGUUGGAAAUACUGAUGAGUGGGCGUGGCUCUCCACGUCCUUUAUGUAGAGGUGGGGUUGGAAAUACUGAUGAGUGGGCGUGGCUCUCCACGUCCUUUAUGUAGAGGUGGGGGUUGGAAAUCCUGAUGAGUGGGCGUGGCUCUCCACGUCCUUUAUGUAGAGGAGGGGGUUGGAAAUCCAGAUGAGUGGGCGUGGCUCUCCACGUCCUUUAUGUAGAGGAGGGGUUGGAAAUACUGAUGAGUGGGCGUGGCUCUCCACGUCCUUUAUGUAGAGGUGGGGGUUGGAAAUACUGAUGAGUGGGCGUGGCUCUCCACGUCCUUUAUGUAGAGGUGGGGGUUGGAAAUCCUGAUGAGUGGGCGUGGCUCUCCACGUCCUUUAUGUAGAGGAGGGGUUGGAAAUACUGAUGAGUGGGCGUGGCUCUCCACGUCCUUUAUGUAGAGGAGGGGUUGGAAAUCCUGAUGAGUGGGCGUGGCUCUCCACGUCCUUUAUGUAGAGGAGGGGGUUGGAAAUCCAGAUGAGUGGGCGUGGCUCUCCACUCCUUUCCUAUCGCUUCCUCACAGAAAAAAACACGGCUCCAAAAUCACUCCAUUCAUUUAUAUCACAAUUUAAAUCGCAGUUUAAUCUAUUUUUUGGACUACCUGGACCUACCAAUUGUUUUUAAGUAUUGAAACCAAACAAUAUGGAUGUGAAUGAAAGGUAUUUGAAUAAACAUGAAAUGAUGAACAUGA
Oncorhynchus masou masou (cherry salmon) is the source of this 3115-nucleotide messenger RNA. Its product is annotated as vascular cell adhesion protein 1-like. Gene Ontology annotation, biological process: cell adhesion. The transcript has 10 exons. Lineage: Eukaryota; Metazoa; Chordata; Actinopteri; Salmoniformes; Salmonidae. The record is from RefSeq and is a predicted model, not a curated record. Gene Ontology annotation, molecular function: integrin binding. Bases 116 to 2077 code for a protein of 653 amino acids.